Chinchilla lanigera (long-tailed chinchilla) is the source of this 3249-nucleotide messenger RNA. It is a transcript of the gene Arb2a, whose product is annotated as family with sequence similarity 172, member A. Gene Ontology annotation, molecular function: siRNA binding. The transcript is spliced from 11 exons. Gene Ontology annotation, cellular component: nucleus. Bases 191 to 1306 code for a protein of 371 amino acids. The record is from RefSeq and is a predicted model, not a curated record. Gene Ontology annotation, biological process: regulatory ncRNA-mediated heterochromatin formation. NCBI's taxonomy places the organism in Eukaryota, Metazoa, Chordata, Mammalia, Rodentia, Chinchillidae.
AUGACGUUGUGAGUCCCCCGCAGACCCCGGAAGUGCAGCUCGAACUUGGCCGGGGCGCGGAUCCCGAGAGGGAAAGUCCUGACAACGGCUCGAGGGAGUUCCACUGGCGAGCUGGAAGGCCACGCCUCUUCCCGCCUCCCCCCACAGCCCUGUAGCUGGGGGCAGAGCUCAGACUGUCUUCUGAAGAUUGAUGUGUAUUUCCUUGAGUUCUUUAAUUUUGUUGCCAAUUUGGAUAAACAUGGCACAAAUCCACCAGGGAGGUCCAGAUGAAAAAGAAAAGACCACAGCACUGAAAGAUUUAUUAUCUAGGAUAGAUUUGGAUGAACUAAUGAAAAAAGAUGAACCACCUCUUGAUUUUCCUGAUACCCUGGAAGGAUUUGAAUAUGCCUUUAAUGAAAAGGGGCAGUUAAGACACAUCAAAACUGGGGAACCGUUUGUUUUUAACUACCGGGAAGACUUGCACAGAUGGAACCAGAAAAGAUACGAAGCUCUGGGAGAGAUCAUCACGAAGUAUGUAUAUGAGCUCCUGGAAAAGGACUGUAAUUUGAAAAAAAUCACUAUUCCAGUAGACGCCAUUGAAAGUGAACCAAAGAGUUUUAUCUUUAUGAGUGAGGACGCCUUAACAAACCCACAGAAACUGAUGGUCCUCAUCCACGGCAGUGGUGUUGUGAGGGCAGGUCAGUGGGCUAGAAGGCUUAUCAUAAAUGAAGAUCUGGACAGUGGCACACAGAUUCCUUUCAUUAAGAGAGCUGUGCACGAAGGAUAUGGAGUAAUAGUGCUGAAUCCCAAUGAGAACUAUAUAGAAGUAGAAAAGCCCAAGAUGCAUGUGCAGUCAACUUCUGAUAGUGCAGAUGAACCAGCAGAAAAAAGGGAAAGAAAAGAUAAAGUCCUUAAAGAAACAAAGAAGCGGCGUGAUUUCUAUGAGAAGUAUCGUAACCCUCAAAGAGAAAAAGAAAUGAUGCAGUUGUAUAUCAGAGAAAAUGGCUCUCCUGAAGAGCAUGCAGUCUAUGUUUGGGACCACUUCAUAGCCCAGUCUGCAGCUGAGAAUGUAUUUUUUGUUGCUCACAGCUACGGAGGACUUGCUUUUGUUGAACUGAUGAUUCAACGGGAAGCAGAUGUAAAAAGUAAGGUAACCGCUGUGGCGUUAACAGACUCUGUUCACAACGUGUGGCAUCAAGAAGCUGGCAAAACGAUCCGGGAAUGGAUGAGAGAGAACUGUUGUAAUUGGGUCUCUAGCUCAGAGCCAUUAGACACGUCAGUGGAGUCCAUGCUGCCCGACUGUCCCAGAGUCUCAGCAGAUCUGUAGUCAAUGCAGAUUUGGAGCAAAUUUCAUAUCCUGGAAGACGUUGUCUCAGCUCCACAAGGUACUGUCACCUAGUAGUCGUUAUAACCGAAACUUGAGAAGGUCAUUCCUCCAUUCUGCCAGGCCUGUUUCUUGGGGGUAGCAGGGAAUUUGAGAGGAGCAGUGAGUGCUGGCAGACGCCAGGCUCUCUGGCCCUCCCACCUGCCACUCCGAUGGAAACCAGCUGCCAUGUUAUAAGCUGCUCUGUGGAGCACUCUGUAUGGCAGGGAACUGGAAUCUGUCGCCAAGUGCCGGUGAGGACCUGCAGGCUGCCAGUAGCCACAUGAGUGACCUUGGAAGAGGAGUCUCCCGAGUGGAGCUUGACAUGACUGCAGCCUCAGCCAACACCGUGACUGCAGCCUGAGGAGAGACACUGAGCCAGGGCCACCCGGCUAAGCCGUGUCCUGAUUUCUGACCCUCAAACCUGUGAGGUGAUAAAUGUGUAUUGGUUUAGCUGCCAGGUUGGGGGGUGAUUUGUUCCACAGCAGGAAGUAAUUCACACAACAGGGCUCAACUUCUGCUUUGGUAGUCAUUCUAACCUAAGAAGAUACAGCCUUAACCCUUCUUUUCAGAGGAAAGCCCUGUGAGACUCAUUUAGUAGAUUCGGGUUUCAGUGCAACUCCUUCCAAAUAGUCACUAAAACCUCAGAGAAGAAAAUUCCUUUCUACCCUUGCUCCACCACUGCCACACUAGAUUUUCCUGUGCAAUUUAUCGGAAGACAGCAAUUUUCUACUUUAUCACUUCCACUUGAUCUUGUACUAACUGAGUUAUGUUAACUAGUUCUUCACUGACCAAAUGUUUUCUUAGAACAGAAGCUGCUUCUCUGGAACUUUCUAUUUCCUGUGGAGUUUUGUUCCAAAAUAUUUGACCUAAAUCAGAAAGUGAUUUUAUAUACACUCCCCAGCACGUAUUCAUUUGAUCUUCAGUUAUUUAUUGAGAAUUUACUAUGUUCCAUACAAUAUUCUGGGUGCUGAGGAUACAAGAACAAACAUUUGCUCAUCAUGAGUAUCUUUUUCCCUCCAGAAACUGAAAACAAUUGCUCUCUGACCCUUCUAUUAGAGGGUAAGAUCUUCUGUUUGAAGUUGCUGUAAACAUUAGGUUACAUCAAAUGAGAAGAGUUGAAGGCUAGACCCCACACUACAAUCCACACCUACUCAUAAAAAUGGAAUUUUUUAAAACUAAAAUCAAUGAUUUCCCUUAAAGAAUCCUUAGAAGCUGUUGCACAAAGGAUAUUUAGUAAAUGCAUAAAAGAAAGAGCAAAAGCCAGGGGCAAUAGAUUGAGCCAGCUAUGAUGAAAAAAGCAAAUACCUGGGCUUCAUGGCACAUAUUGUGUGGUGGUAAUGAGAAUACAGAGGAUACAUGCAAAUACACCUGGGAGGAUCCACACUCCUGAGGAGAAGCAGCUUGGAGGAGGAAAGCAAGGAGGCAUCAGUAAACUAGAAUACGAGUAACUGGACAAUGAAAAUAAUGCUAUCGGAGGUGGAGAGUUGGAGGGAAAUCAGCCAAGGGCAAGAGAUGGGGAAAUUGUUUUGUGAUCUGUUUGACUGAGGGGAUGGCAGAUGAGAGGAUGGCAGGGAAUUCAAAUAGAAAUGGCCAAAAGAUUUUGAAUUGAAACAUACAGAUUUCUCUGAUCAGUGGUCUCAUUAUCUGUAAUUUAAAAUGUUAAUGUCAUUCGAAGAUUUCAACGUGUAUACUGAUCACAAAAGAGUAAUGCCUACUCGGACUGUGCAUUCAGCUUAUGAAGUCUUUUCUUUUUUAAGGCUUGAUAAAUUAUUUUUUCCUUAAGUUGUAAAAUACUUUUAUCUUUUGACUGAAACUUGCAAAUCAUAGCAGUGAGUUUGCCUAUGAAAAUAUGUACUCAUUUAAUACUUUAUUUUCCAUUAUAAUUAAAUGCAUUUCCCAAAAUA